Molecule: messenger RNA, 1842 nt
Organism: Histoplasma capsulatum G186AR
Lineage: Eukaryota; Fungi; Ascomycota; Eurotiomycetes; Onygenales; Ajellomycetaceae
Product: CCR4-NOT transcription complex
Exons: 3
Coding region: 1-1842 (613 amino acids)
Biological process (GO): nuclear-transcribed mRNA poly(A) tail shortening; regulation of DNA-templated transcription
Cellular component (GO): P-body; nucleus; CCR4-NOT core complex
Source: RefSeq, a predicted model, not a curated record
AUGACGUCGCGAAAAACACAGCAGGAAAUCGACAAGACCUUCAAGAAGGUCGCUGAAGGCAUACAAUCGUUCGAGGGCAUAUACGACAAGAUAAAAUCAUCGUCAAACGCUGCACAAAGAGACAAGCUAGAAGACAACCUUAAACGCGAAAUCAAAAAGCUUCAACGGUUCCGUGAUCAGAUUAAAACAUGGGCUGCAGGAAAUGAAGUCAAGGACAAGGGCCCUUUACUAGAGCAGCGGAGGGCCAUUGAAACUUGCAUGGAACAAUUCAAAGCCGUUGAAAAGGAAAUGAAAACCAAGGCCUAUUCGAAGGAAGGUCUAUCAGCAGCAGCUCGAUUAGACCCCAAGGAAAAAGAGAAGGCUGAAACAUGCGACUUCCUAUCGUCGACCGUUGAUAUCCUACAACAGAAGAUUGAGGCCAUGGAGGCUGAGGAAGAGAUGAUACAGGCGUCGCUAAAGAAGGGAAAGAAGGAUGCUGCAAAGACUACCCGGUUGUCUGAUAUUACAAGGAUUCUAGAGCGGCACCGAUGGCAUGUGACAAAGCUGGAACUACUCCUGCGGUGUCUUCAAAAUGGAAAUGUUGAGACAAGCCAAGUGCUGGACAUCAAAGACAGCAUCAAAUAUUUCGCGGACGAUGGUCACAAUGCAGACUUCUGUGGGGAAGAUGAAACGAUAUACGACGACAUAACGCUAGGAGAUGACGAGUUUGGUAUGCCCACUGAUAACGACAGGGUCUCAUCUCAGGAUACACAAUCAAUACAGGAUGAUGAUGCGGAAGCCGCGAGGUCAAAGGCGAAAGCAGAACCCGGGCCGGCACGAAGGCCAUCGACGCAGAUGAAGUCGCCCCUCCCAGUUUUGGCGACACUUCAUAACGGACCCUCAUCUACGGCUUCAGGUUCUAUGAAGCCUGCCCCUCUACCGACGCGAUUACCAGGAGAGACCCUGAAAUAUGCUUCUGCAGCAGCUGCGGCUGCAGCUAGUGAUAAAAGUGGUGUGGGAAUAGCUCCCUUACCACCACCGCCGGGAACAACAUCCUCAACCGCCUCACCGCAAGUGCAUCAUGUACAACCUGUGCAGAGGCUCGCAUCUGCAGCCCCCAGUGUGGACGAUUCCGCUAGCCAACAGCAAUCCAAAUCGCCAACGUUACCGAGUGCUCCUACGAGUAGACCUGCAACGGUCCCCCCACCCCCGGCCACGGAUAAUGUGGAACCCGUGGCGUCAGAUGAGCAUGCGGCGCCCACAACAAAUGGCGAGCCCAAGGAAGAUGCUACCCCUGCUCCAGCUCCAGCUCUUGCCCGUGCUCCAGCUCCAGCGUCAAAUGAUGAAUCCGUCUACCACCUACCCCCCGGCCUUCAAGACCUAAUCCAAUCUUUCGAAAUCACCAAAUCCAGAGUCUCCGUCAAUCCUUCGACGUCUGUCCAACGGCUUCUAACGGCCUCGCACCACACCUGCCCAGAACCCGGAGAUGCAGAGAAACCCCGCCACUACAAACCGCAAACACCUUACAACACGCCUCUUUACUACCCGCAAGAAGUACUGCCAAUAUUCGAUGACCCGCGAUUAUACGAGACGGGGCGCAUCGAUACAGACACGUUGUUCUAUAUCUUCUAUUAUCGACAGGCGAGUUACCAGCAGUAUCUGGCAGCGAAAUCAUUGAAGAAUCAGAGCUGGCGGUUCCAUAAGCAGUACCAGACCUGGUUUCAGCGGCAUGAGGAGCCAAAGACGAUUACAGAGGAGUUUGAACAGGGGACGUAUCGGUUCUUUGAUUAUGAGAGUACAUGGAUGAACCGGCGAAAAGCGGACUUCAAAUUCGUCUACAAAUUCCUUGAAGACGACUUGUAA